This is a messenger RNA of Diospyros lotus (date-plum), 1602 nucleotides long. Its product is annotated as protein FAR1-RELATED SEQUENCE 5-like. NCBI's taxonomy places the organism in Eukaryota, Viridiplantae, Streptophyta, Magnoliopsida, Ericales, Ebenaceae. Gene Ontology annotation, biological process: regulation of DNA-templated transcription. Bases 1 to 1602 code for a protein of 533 amino acids. The record is from RefSeq and is a predicted model, not a curated record. The transcript has a single exon.
AUGGAGGCCAAUAAUUUUAUAGAACAUCAAUAUCGUAGGAAGUUGGAUUUUGACAACGGAGAGAAUGAUAUACUUUUUGACACCAUAAGAACAGAGGUAGAUGAGAACGAAGAUAAUCAAGCUAAAUUUGAUAGUAAUGAAUAUAUUACUUCCAUUCAUUCUAAAAUUCCUGUCGAAACAAUACCAAAAAUUGAUAUGGAGUUUGAAACAAAAGAAGAAGCUUAUAACUUUUAUAAUGCUUAUGCUUACAAAGUAGGUUUUAGUAUUCGGAGAAGUAAAGGACACAAAGGUAGUGAUGGGAAGAUGAUAAAUAGAACAUUUUGUUGCUCUUGUGAAGGUCGUCGUGAAGUAGAUAAUCGACGCAUUAUCGUUAAACACCAUCGUGCUGAAACAAGGUUUCAUUGCCUUACAAUAAUGAAGGUAAAUUGUCAUCAAACUGGUAAAUAUCGCGUUGUUGAUUUUAUUGCUUCACAUACGCAUGUGACAUCUACCCCUAGCAAGAGUCACUUACAUAGGUCUCAAAGAAGAUUGACUGCGGCCCAAGAAGCUGAAAUUGAUUUAGUGGACAACUCAGGAAUUGCUCCAAAAGAUGGUUGUGAAUUAAUGACUAGGAGAGCAGGUGGUCGUGAAAGUCUCGAAUUCACUCACGAUGAUUAUCGAAAUUAUUUACGGACUAAACGAACUACUAAAGUUAAGUUAGAUGAGACGGGUGGCAUUCUUGAGUAUCUUCAACGGAUGCAAUUAGAAGAUCCUUCGUUCUUUUAUGCUCUACAAUUAGACAAUGAAGGAUUAAUCACUAAUAUCUUUUGGAGAGAUGCACAAAUGAAAGUAGCAUACUCUCAUUUUGGUGAUGUUAUUUACUUUGACACAACUUAUCAAAAAAAUCAAGAAAGUCGACCUUUUGCUAUGUUUGUAGGGGUUAACCAUCAUAAACAAACUAUUCUUUUUGGGGCUGCCCUAUUAUAUGAUGAGACAGCUGAAACAUUUAUAUGGCUAUUCGACACUUUUGUUCGAGGAAUGGUAGGAAAAAAGCCAAUGAUAAUUCUUACUGAUCAAGAUGCAGCAAUGGCAAAAGCAUUAUCUUUCCAAUGGCCACAGACAUCUCAUCGUCCAUGUAUUUGGCACUUAUAUCAAAAUGCUGCAAAGCAUCUCAGUGUUGUUUUUGAGCGCUUUCGAGAAUUUUCUAAAGAUUUUAGUCGGUGUAUAUAUGAUUAUGAAGAAGAGAAAGAAUUUUUGCAAGCUUGGCAUGAGAUGCUUGAGAAGUAUAAUCUUCAAAGUAACAAUUGGUUGAAGAGAAUGUUUAGUUUAAAGGAAAAGUGGGCCUUGGUCUAUGGUAGAGACAUGUUUUGUGCAGAUAUGAUGACAACUCAGCGUAAUGAAAGCAUGAAUAGCUCUAUAAAGGGUUAUGUUAGCUACAAACAUAAUUUAUCAAAAAAAUUUCAUCAUUUCCAAAGGUUGUUUGAGCAUCAACGUUAUGAGAAGUUGAAGGCUGAUUUCAAAGCAACUCAAAGUAAUAUUUCGUUACCACUUAAUAUUGCAAUUUUAAAACAUGCUGCAAAUGUAUAUACCCGCAAGUGUUCAAAGCAUUUGAAAUUGAAUUAG